Pyricularia oryzae 70-15 is the source of this 4860-nucleotide messenger RNA. RefSeq lists its product as uncharacterized. Gene Ontology annotation, molecular function: double-stranded telomeric DNA binding; protein homodimerization activity. Bases 441 to 4367 code for a protein of 1308 amino acids. Gene Ontology annotation, biological process: telomere maintenance via telomere lengthening. Lineage: Eukaryota; Fungi; Ascomycota; Sordariomycetes; Magnaporthales; Pyriculariaceae. The record is from RefSeq and is a predicted model, not a curated record. The transcript has 4 exons.
UAGGUAGAGCUUCCCCAAGGCGGUAGCGACCAGCCACAUCAGGCGCGUCUACAACAAAAUUUCUGCGAAGAGUGGGAAAAUAAAAUAAAAUAGUUCGAAUGGUCCCAGAAUUGAACAUAAAAAGAAUAGCACCGAUCCAAGCACCUCGGAAUCUCCAGAUUCGGAAGAAUGACUGCCAAUCGCAAAGUAAUGCAAUCGCAAUAGCAUCGAGAAAACGCAUACGAUUUUUUUUUUUUUCUGCCAGGGCCACCCAAAAAUAGAGUCCGCCUGGUUUCGCAAAGCUCUCCGCAAUUUUUCUUUCGGCGGCAUCUGGACCCAAUUUGCAACACCGCUGUCCGCUGCUUCAUUUGCAAAAGCCGCUUACCGAGCCCAGCGAACUCGGGAGAACCCAUGAUACGUCCUGUAGCUGAGACACAGAGGCGCAAUAGAUCGGUGAAGCGAUGGCUGAGAUGUCGCUAGGCACCGAGGCGGAUGUCGCCGCCGCCGCCGCCGCCCCCGACUCCGCGCCCACGCCUGCGCCCGCGCCCGCAUCCCACGAUCCUACCAGUAGCGAUAACCAGGUCAAGUUCGAAGAAUCGACGCUUGACGCCCUCGCCGCCAUCGGUACCUGUCUCGAUUUCGACACGGUGAAAGCAUGCGCAGACCACUACACUCCCAAGCGGAGGAGGGACUCGGAAGAAGAGGCGACGGAUGGUGGUGACGAGAAACGAGUGAAAACCGAGCACAAUUCUCUUUCCAUACAGGAUAUUCCCGCAGUCGCUUCGGCUUCGCCUCAACCGAUGCCUCCUCCUAUCGCAUCCCCUCCCACUGUUGCGCCGGCUUCAGCGACACCACAACCCUCGGUGCCACCCCAGACUGCUCAAGAUACUUCAGCCCUGGGCCCUGAUUCGAAAGAGAUAGCAGCUCCUCAGCUAGCAACUUCACAAACUCCUGCUGCUACUGAGCUUCCUGCGCCGCAACAGCAUAUUGCGCAACCGGCCCCCCAGGCGCAAACUGCCCCUCCAGAACAACUUUCUAUUCAACAACAACUACAACUGCAACUACAACAGAUACAACAGAUCUCUCAGCCCACGCCCUCUCCCGCACCUGCAGCACCUGCAGCACCUCAGCCCAGCCAUCAACCUGUCGUAACACAGUCCAGCGGCCAGCCACCACCAGCUCAACAACACGUCGUUGCCGAACCUGCCAACAUACCUGCGGCCCCUUUGCCGCAUACCCAGCCAUUAGCAGCCCUGCAGCACGCCGUUCAUGAAUCUACUCACGUACCUGCAGCUCAAUUGCCCAGUGCUCAGCCAGUAGCAGCGCCGCACCAGGUUGCUGCUGAGCCUGCGGCUCCUAGCUGGGACCUUGCUGCCCUCCUCGAAUCUGCGCUGGGCGACAUUGAUGAGCAAGCCUUCAAGACUUUGCAACAACCAGAACCAAAUGUCGUCCCUGCGAGAGCCCCAGAACCUGCGCCUCCGGUGCCAGCGAUGCCGGUCGCGCAGCAACUACCUCGCCCUGUCGCGCCCGUCGUCAGGCCUAAACAGAAGAGGAUGAAGUUUCAUGAGAAUCCAAUCUACAUCGUACGGUCUAUGGGUCUACAUUUUCUAGGCUCUCUAGCAGUUCAAGUACUCUUAGCUCUCUCUGAGAGGCCCAGAGUAGAGACCGUGAAUGCGAUCCGAAGUUCCGAUUCUGAGACUGGAAAAGCCUACAAGUCACUGAGCGCCGCUUUCAAGGCUGCGCGUAGGAUGUUCUCCGAAACUUCCUCGAUCCUGCAAGCAGAUGAGCUCAAGAUCGAGGAGCCUGGUGACUUUGAGACCAUACAGAUGGCCAACUUGGCGACGAUCUGUUCCACAGUAUUUGAGUCCGACACUGCAUCACUACUGGAAGCUCACAAUGGGUUUUUGCGGACGUUUCUCCCCGAGCUAAGCCCGCUCACGGACAACUUGACGAACCUUUUUCUUAGCUUAAAGACCCAGGCUUUUCUCCGCUCAUGUCCGGAAACUGCAGACGAUGCCCGAAUGCGAGAGCUUCUCGGGAUUUACUUCCCGGCCGACGCAGAAGCUCCUUUGAAACAGCUACACCCGGAUAGCCCUCUCACUCAGACUGAAAAGGUCUUCAUGAGCAUGUCGACAAAACGCGGGGAGCGCUUAGGGAAUGAAGUGCGGGAUACGAUGAAAAGGAAGCUACUGGCCAUCGAAUAUCCGUGGGACGGGCUCCUGGAUGACCUCAACAAAUACCUGCGAGAUAAUCUUGACAACGUGCUCACGUAUGCGGAGAGCCAAGGUAUUGAGAUUCCCGCUGACGAGGAGUCGAUUCCAGAACCUCAAAUUGACAUAGCCUCUGGGAUCGAUCUAUCUGCGCUCCAUGCGGCCGUACAUGGAACCGACCCUGCCAAGAACGGGAUAUCUGAGGCAGACAAAGCCGUGAUGGCGUCGGAUAGCCUGGGUCUAGGCAAGCUCAUUCAGGCCACCAUGGAUAAGGACAAGGCAGCAGAAACAGAAUCCCUAGGGUUGGCAUCGCUCAUCAAUGAGCGGAUGGGGGCACAUGCCGCUAGCCAAACGUAUCAGCAGCAUCCACAGGCUGGUCUUACGUACAAUGGGCUAGGCAACAUGCACAACACAUAUUUAUCGCAACCACAAUACCACAACGGACCAUAUCAGCAGCAGUAUGCCCAGGCGCCCGCACCAGGCGGCUCGGCUGAUCUGCCCCCCAACCAGAGCUCACCCUCGACAGUGCUAUAUGAACGCGCUCGCCAAGCAGCCGUUGCCAAGUCGACAGUAAGCAAUACUCGUCGUGAUGGCCUCAGCAGUACCCGUAGGCCCUGGAGUCCCGAAGAAGAGAGGGCACUGAUGACGGGGCUUGACCUGGUCAAGGGCCCGCACUGGAGCCAAAUCCUCUCUCUGUUCGGCCCGAAUGGAACGCUCAGCGACGUUCUGAAAGACAGGUCGCAAGUGCAACUGAAGGAUAAGGCCAGAAACCUCAAGUUGUUUUUCCUCAAGACAAAUUCGGAAAUGCCGUACUACUUGCAGAGUGUUACUGGUGAGCUAAAGACCAGGGCUCCGAACCUCUCUGCUCGGAAAGCUCGCGAAAUGGAGCAGGCAGGAGUAAAUGCGGCUACAGAGGAACAGGCUCGGGCUCAGGGUAUGGCAGGACUCGCGCACGACAGCAAGACAGCAAGUCCCGCACCGCCGCCAUGUUCGCCAUUGACGCCAGGAGGCUCCGUUAAUGGCGGCAGGACAGGCAGCCCGUCCACGCCUUUGCAAACCCAUGCCAAGAUUCCAAUCCCUCCCGCAACCUCGGCCGCCGGGGGCUCUUCAAUGCUUGCACACGCCCCGCAAGGUACAAAUGGCAUACAUGGUCCCCGGCCUGGAGUAGCUUCUACUAUCGGCCAGAUGUCUCCGCACGUCAUUGCUGCUCAAGCAAGGACAGCUGCUGCCACGGGGUCGGUACAACCUCAAGCACAAUACUCACAUGUUCAGACUCAAGCAUACCAGUCACAACCGCAACAAGGAGCGCAAAUACAGCAACAUCUGCCGCCUAGAGCACAGAACCAGGCACAGCACCAACGUCCCUUACCGGCGCAAAUUCCAGCAGCACAGCAGCGCAACAUACCUCCUAAUGCUCAGCCUGGGACGCAGCAACCAUUGGCACAGGGUCCUCAUCAAGCUCAGCAAUUGCCAGGACAGACGCCUCUCCAGUAUGCACAGGCCCAGGUCCAGGCCCAUAAUGCAGCACAAAAGACUGCGCCACGCGUUCCGGCCACACAAGGCCAAACAUCGGCUGCCACGGGUCAACAAAACAUGGCCUCGUCUGCGUCACGGCCUGUGCAGCACGGACAAGCAGUGCCGCAGAACUACCCGCAGAAACCGCUGCAUCCGGCCCCGCAGUCUAUGCUCCAGCAACCCACCCAGCAAGCUCAACGCCCGACUACGCAAGGAAACGUGCUAGCCCAGCAACAGCCGCAGCAGCAUGCUCAACAACAGCCAUCACAAACAGUCCCGCGGCCGCAGCAGCAGCAACAGGCUCCGACAACAUGGCAGGUUCAGGGGCAGCCACAAUCAACUCCUUCAAAUCCGGGGCAGCAAGCACCACGACCGCCUAUCAAUGGGCUUCAGCCCCAGACAGCUAUUCCGGCAUAUCUUCAAGGGAGCCCGAGGCCCGCCCAGCAAUCGCCGUUGACCCUACCUCAGGUACAGAAGGCCACCCCGCCUCCCCACACUACCCAGGCGGCACCACCUCAACAGACAACCACUGUUGCCAACCCUGAACCAGCUCCCGCGCCCGCUGCCACAUCUGCAGAAGUCACGGCCUCGGACAAGACGACAAGUCUGGAUGAAGACUUUAUGCAGAAGAUGGCAGCUGCUCUUGCCAAAGCAACCGGGUAGACUUGGGGGUACAUCAAGUAUCGUGUAUCUUUCACUACUAUCCUCAUCAAAAGGUUAUGCCCUACAUAUUUGCUGGGAAUGAGGACAGGUUUCUAUUUUCAAUAUUUCUGUUUAUUUAUUUUUUGGGGGCGAAGACAAUUCACUUCAUCUUGGUGUGUUAUAUGGUGUUUUAGGAGGGAAAAAGGAUGCUCACGCAUAAUAUGCGGCAUUGUACGGAGUUAUGGCCGGUGAAUGAUACCAAUUUGGUUACUUGGAUGUGUUUGAGGCUUUCGUGAUAUAUUUUGUCUUUGUACUUACUCGCUGUCGGGGCUCAGCUCGGUCGAUCUACUGAGCAAGAAGUACGAGGAACCGGCCCAGAUUUACACAAUCUUUGUUUGCUGUUGAGGGUAGCUGCUGAUGUUUACCCCCGUCACACAAAGUUGGCGCCUCAAGUCAUGCGAUGAAAAUUUCCAUUUUCCACUUGCAACCUUGAAACUCAUUGCUUAUCCGAGAA